Molecule: messenger RNA, 999 nt
Organism: Sorex araneus (European shrew)
Lineage: Eukaryota; Metazoa; Chordata; Mammalia; Eulipotyphla; Soricidae
Product: taste receptor type 2 member 19-like
Exons: 1
Coding region: 1-999 (332 amino acids)
Biological process (GO): detection of chemical stimulus involved in sensory perception of bitter taste; sensory perception of taste; G protein-coupled receptor signaling pathway
Cellular component (GO): membrane
Molecular function (GO): G protein-coupled receptor activity; bitter taste receptor activity
Source: RefSeq, a predicted model, not a curated record
AUGAUCACUUUACUAUCAAGCAUUCUUACCUUCCUACUAAUGGCAGAAUUUGUUCUAGGAAAUUUUGCCAAUGGCUUCAUCGUGCUGGUGAACUACAAUGACUGGGUCAAGACACGAAAGUUCUCCUUAGCAGAUCAAAUGAUCGUGGCUUUGGCCAUCUCCAGGAUUGGUUUUUUCUGUGUAUUAUUAAUAGUUUGGUAUACAGUGUUUUUUGAUGUAUCUUCAUAUAGUUUAGAAGUAUUCAUUUUUAUUAGUAUGACUUGGGUUGUAAGCUACCAUUCUAGCAUCUGGCUUGCAACCAGCCUUAGCAUAUUCUAUUUGCUCAAGAUCGCCAAUUUUUCUAACCUCCUAUUUCUUUACUUGAAGAGAAGAGUUAAAAGAGUAGUUCUCAUAAUACUCAUGGGCAGUUUGGUGAUUUUCAUGUUUAAUCUUCCACUGGCAAUCUUGGAUGAGAAUGUGUGGGUCAAUCAACAUCGUGGGAACAGGACAGUGAGGAGCAAGAGGGAGAAAAUUAUUCGCCUUUCCAAUAUGUCUGUCUUCACUCUGACAACCUUCACAGCCUUCACGAUGUCCCUGACUUCAUUUGUGUUGCUGAUUUUUUCCCUGUGGAAACAUCUCAGGAACAUGCAAGCAGAGGGCAAAGAAUCCCAGGAUCCCAGCACCGAGGUCCACAUCAGAGCCAUCAAAACGAUGACUUCCUACCUCCUGCUGUUGGCUUGUUACUUUGUGUCUCUACUCAUCCCAGUUUGGAGUUCUAACAGGAUGCGGAACAGAACCAUCCUCCUAGUCUUCCAGAGUUCUUUAGGACUGUAUCCUUCAAUCCACUCAUUUUUCUUAAUUUGGGGAAAUAAGAAGCUGCAACAGUCUUUUCUUUCCUUUUUGUGUCAGCUGAGGUUGAGGCUGAAGGAAAGGAAGAGGACAUUGUUUGCCUCAUGUAGGAAACAAACUGAUGAGUCUCCUACCUUAUCUAGUUCUACUGCUUUCUCAAUGCGUAUAUAA